This is a messenger RNA of Diatraea saccharalis (sugarcane borer), 1271 nucleotides long. The record is from the annotation of a GenBank genome assembly. NCBI's taxonomy places the organism in Eukaryota, Metazoa, Arthropoda, Insecta, Lepidoptera, Crambidae.
CAACAAAAUAAGAUAAGAGGUGUUCCAAUUAAGUAAAUAUUAAUUAACGAUCAUAGUUCAAUAACAAUACCGCGUAUUUAUGAUAAGCAAUAAUGGUUUAAGUCAUCUUCAUGUCAAAAAGGCAGAUUACUCAGACAAUUGAUAACUCAUAAGUUAAAUAUAUUGCCUAUAACGUGAAAUGUUCUCUCAUUAGUGUUGCAGCAUCCAUUGUAACUGAACACAAGUGUAACAUCAAAAUGAGAGUGUUAAAUGUAACUGUUUUCUUAAUAUCCAUUGCUUACUUAGUUGAAAAUACAAAUGGUGGAGUCAUUGAUAAUGUUUACGGCUCUGUAGAGAACGGAACUCAAGCUGUAAAGGACCGGGUGCACAGCUGGUGGUCUUUUGGAAAAGAUAUAUUAUUUGGAGAUAUAGAAGCAGAAAAUACUAGUGAAAGAGCAAAUGUAAAUAAUGUUUUAGUCAAGCCUGAUCAAAGUCUCCUUGGUCGUCUUUAUAAUGGCGUCACUGAUGGUUACCGUGCUGCUCGUAAUAGAAUACAUGAUCUGCUAAUUGACCAAGAAAAUGGAAAAGACAAAGGAGUAAUCAAAACCAUGUAUGAUCGUAUCAGCAAAAGGAUUUCACAGAUGAAGUCGUAUGUUUUAGGAGAUGUUAAUAGUAAACAAAUUAGUGAUUUAACGAUGCAUCCACUUCCCGCUUCAGAUGUUGCAACAUUAAGAAAAUCCUUGACUGAUUUCCUUAAAGUGCAAAAUGAUAAAAGUCACAAGAAUGUAGAACAAAUUCAAAUUGAACUUGGUAACGCAGGUAACAAGUUUAAAGAAGGCUAUGAAGCUGGAAAAGAUAGUUUAUAUGAAUUUAGCCGGGACGCUAGUAAACGUAUCAAUGACGGUGUACACGCAACAAAUGACUAUGUAACUGAUAAGGUGGAUAGCGGUAAACAUGACAUUCAAGACUCCUUUAAUGAUAUUCACGAUAGCAUGAAUGACUUAACCGAAAGAGAAAAGGAAUUUUUGAACUCGAUCGCAACUAGGUUACGGAAUAGAGUGUCGAACGUCUACGGAAGUUUGAAAAGCACAAGCGAAGAUCUAAAGGAAUUAUCAUACGGCAGUGAUGCUGAGAAGCCAAGUCAUAAUUAAUUAAUUAUAGUAAUAUUAUUUCCCAACUUAUAAAUUUGUUUUAUUUAUAAAAGCGUUUCUUUUGUACAAAGUCCAUAAAUGUGUUCUUAUAAAAUCCAGGUUUAUUACCUUAUUCAGAAUACGACGUAAUUUCGCGACAAC